AUGGCGUUUGAGGAGACAAGAGGCAUAUUAGGAACGGAUGCUGCACCAGGAGAAGGCUCUCAGAUGUCGGAGCUGAGUGGUCUGUUUGUAGUGAAGCCAGAGAACGUCACCGCUAUGAAAGGGAAGGACAUCACGUUUGUGUCCAAAGUCAACUCCUCGGCUCUGACAAGGAAGCCCGUCAUGAAAUGGGUGAAGGGGAAGUGGCUCGACCUGUCUAGCAAAGCUGGGAAGCACCUGCAGUUCAAGGAGUCUUACGACAGAAACACCAAGAUCUACACUUACGAGAUGAACAUCAUCAAAGUGGUGGAUGGAGACGCAGGUGGCUACCGCUGUGAGGUCACCGCCAAAGACAAGUGCGACAGCUGCACAUUCGAAGUCUCUGUGCAGGCUGCACAGAAGGACCAGCAGGACAACAUCUUGGAGUCGUUUAAACGAUCAGGAGAUGGGGAUGAGGAUGCUGGUGAGCUGGACUUCAGUGUGUUGCUUAAGAAAAGAAAGGAGAAGCCGGAGGAGCCGAAGGAGGAGGUGGAUGUAUGGGAAAUCCUAAAGGCAGCCAAGCCUUGUGAUUACGAGAAGAUUGCCUUUCAGUAUGGCAUCACAGACCUGAGGGGCAUGCUGAAGAGGCUGAAGAAGAUGAAGGCGGGGUCCAAGAAAAGUGAUGCUUUCCUAACGAAGCUGGAUCCAGCCUACUCCGUGAACAAGGGAAAGAAGAUCCAGCUUACUGUGGAAGUUGCUGACCCCACAGCUGAAAUAAAGUGGCUGAAAAACAGACAGGAAAUCAAACCUUCAACCAAGUACGUGUUUGAGAGCGUGGGCAACAAGCGGACCCUCAACAUCAACAGGUGCAACCUGUCUGAUGACGCAGCGUAUGAGUGCGUUAUUGGGGAGGAGAAGUGCUUCACAGAGGUUUUUGUUAAAGAGCCUCCAGUCACCAUCACCAAGCUGCUGGAUGAUGUUCACACUGUGGUGGGAGAGAAGGUGGAGUUUGAAGUGGAAGUGUCAGAGGAGGGUGCGAACGUUAAAUGGAUGAAAGACGAAGCUGAGCUGAACAGAGAAACAGCAGGUUCCAAAUACAGGUUCAAGAAAGACGGGAAGAGGCACGUUUUGAUCAUAAAUGAAGCAACUAAAGAGGACAUUGGGAUGUACUAUGCCUUCACCAACGGUGGAGAGUCCAAGGCAGAGUUGGAGGUUGAAGAUAAGGAGCUUGAGGUUCUGCAGAGCAUUGCUGACCUGACAGUAAAAGCAGCUGAACAGGCCGUGUUCAAAUGUGAAGUGUCUGAUGAAAAGGUGACGGGAAAAUGGUUGAAGGAUGGUGUUGAAGUCCAGCCCAGCGAUCGCAUCAAAAUAGCCCACUUUGACAGGACCCACAAGCUGACGAUUGAUGACGUGAAGCCUUCAGAUGCAGGAGAUUAUACCUUCAUCCCAGAUGGAUAUGCUCUUUCUUUGUCUGCCAAACUCAAUUUCCUAGAGAUCAAGAUUGAAUAUGUUCCCAGACAAGAUCCUCCCAAAAUCCACCUGGACGCAGGUGGCAGGGGCAAUAAGAACAUCACCGUGGUGGCUGGAAACAAGCUCCGCUUCGACGUUGAGGUCACAGGAGAGCCGGCCCCCGUCGUGUGCUGGAUGAAGGGAGACCAGGUGGUCUCUGAGGCCGAGGGACGGGUCCGUGUGGAGUCGAGGAAGACCGUGAGUAGCUUUGUGAUCGAGGGGGCGGAGAGAGGAGAUGAGGGUCCCUACACCAUCACUGCAGCCAACCCUGUAGGAGAAGACAAGGCUGAAAUCUUUGUCAGGAUCGUGGAUGUGCCCAACCCUCCGGAAAAUGUCAAGUGCACAUCAGUUGGCGAAGACUCAGCCUUCAUCACAUGGGACCCUCCCUCCUUUGAUGGCAGAGUUCCUGUUAAAGGGUAUCUGAUGGAGAGAAAGAAGGUCGGUUCAUCCAGGUGGACCAAACUAAACUUUGACGUUUACGAGUCCACCACAUACGAGGCCAGGAAGAUGAUUGAGGGUGUACUUUAUGAGAUGAGAGUGUUUGCAGUCAACGGCAUCGGCAUCUCUCAGCCCAGCACCAGCUCCAAGCCCUUCAUGCCCAUCGCCCCCACGGGCGAGCCCACUCAUCUCGGGGUGGUGGAUGUGACAGACUCUACUUGUGCACUCAAGUGGCGGCCUCCAGAAAAAAUCGGAGCCGGCGGCAUCGAUGGCUACAUCAUUGAAUACCGCACAGAAGGAAGUAAAUGGGUGCAGGCCAUUGAGGAACCAGUGGAAAAGAACCAGUACAGGGUGAAGGAUCUCCCAAGUGGGGAGAAGAUGCUAUUCAGGGUGUUUGCAGUCAAUGUGGCUGGACGCAGUCCCCCUGCCACUCUGUCUCAGGCCGUCACCAUCAGGGAGAUUGUUGAAAAUCCAAAGAUUAGAGUCCCUCGCAACCUGAGAUCUCAGCUCAUCAAAGCUGUGGGGGAGAACGUGAACUUGGUCAUCCCUUUCCGGGGAAAACCUCGGCCCACUGUGACCUGGUUCAAAGACGGCGCUCUCCUGGAAGACAAAACCGUGGGGACUCGCACCAGCGAGGUGGACAGCAUCCUGUUCAUCCGCUCUGCAGAGAGAAGACACUCAGGAAUGUUCACCCUGUCUGUUCAGAUCGAGAACAUGUCGGACAGUGCAAACAUCAACAUCCAGGUCGUAGAAAAGCCCGGUCCGCCCAUCAACGUGCACGUCACCGACGUGUGGGGCUUCAAUGCUGCGCUGGAGUGGAAGCCACCCAAAGAUGAUGGCAACUGCGAGAUUAUCGGCUACACCAUACAGAAAUGUGACAUGAAGACUAAGGAGUGGUUCACAGUCUAUGAGCACAACCGCAGGCCCAGCUGCACCGUGUCCGACCUGGUCAUGGGGAACGAGUACUCCUUCCGAGUGUUCAGCGAAAACAUCUGUGGCCUCAGCGACGAUCCCGGCUACAGCAAGAACACCGCUAUCAUUAACAAAACAGGUGAACAAAUCCCUGCAAACGUCUGUGCACAGAAACAUAAGACACUGAAAUGUUGACCUAAUUUCACAUUCUCCCCCUGCUCCCCUCCUCUGUUAAAUCACUGCCUCCGCCUCCAACCUUCCACUCCACUCCUGUCCUGACACACCGUACCCCAGCCAAAGAUCAUCUGGAUGAAGAACAAUAUAACCAUCAAAGGUGACCCCAAGUUCCUGAUGCAGAACAACCAGGGGGUGUUGACUCUGAACAUCCGCAAGACAAGCCUGUUCGACGGGGGCCGAUACUCCUGCAGGGCCAUCAACGAGCUGGGGGUUGACGAGGUGGAUUGCAAGCUGGAGGUUCGAGUUUUUCAGGAGAAGGCAGAAGAGAUGAAGAAAUGAGCUGCAGCAUGAAGCACCAGAGACUAAAACAGCCCAACAGAAAAAGUAAAUGGAUUCUAUAUAACAGGAUAGUCAUGAAUAAAUAUGAUCAGAAUAGAUCAGUGGUGAGGCUCUAAAACCAAACCCCCAAAACACUUCUCAUAUGCCUCACUUCUGCUAUGACCAAUCAGUAAUGUGCCAUAAACUCCUCCAGCAAGCCGCCACCUUCUCCCAUCCCCGCUGCUGCUCUGUAACAUGACUCCCCUGCUGUGACCACACACAGGCAGAGCCUUCUUCUCUGUGAAGUGGACCUGUCACUGAACACACUUAUAAAACAGCUCCUCAUCCAUUA
Girardinichthys multiradiatus is the source of this 3682-nucleotide messenger RNA. RefSeq names its product myosin-binding protein C, fast-type-like. Gene Ontology annotation, molecular function: protein binding. The transcript has 26 exons. NCBI's taxonomy places the organism in Eukaryota, Metazoa, Chordata, Actinopteri, Cyprinodontiformes, Goodeidae. The record is from RefSeq and is a predicted model, not a curated record.